This is a messenger RNA of Drosophila hydei, 4959 nucleotides long. RefSeq lists its product as uncharacterized. The transcript is spliced from 11 exons. The record is from RefSeq and is a predicted model, not a curated record. The coding region runs from base 345 to 4823 and encodes 1492 amino acids. Gene Ontology annotation, molecular function: ADP binding; protein binding. NCBI's taxonomy places the organism in Eukaryota, Metazoa, Arthropoda, Insecta, Diptera, Drosophilidae.
AAUUCUAGUGCAAUGCAAAAACUGUAAAUACAAUAUAAUCAUCAAAAAUAGCUAGAUUGUCUUCUGAUGUUUUUAUCUACAUUUGCGUAUGUAUAUGUGUGUAUGCUAAUGCAUGCAAAUCAUUAAAGUCACUGAACUUUCAAUAUGCACCCUGUAUUGAAGUAUUGAAGAGGAUAUAUUGAUGUGGAGCCUCGAAAAUGUCAGUUAUUGUGGAAAUCGUCUUCAUAUCCACAAGAUUAUAUAAACCCGCGCAUACUGGCUUACUACAGAACCUUUCCAGAGAUUGAAAAAAAUUGAUACACCUGCAUCAUUUAUAGUAGUGAUUGCAGAAAUUUUCGACAUAAAUGAGUAUCUACGAAAUGUUUAAAAUGCAGCAUUGCUAUAGGGAUGUACUUCCAGUAUUUCUGGCAGAUUUUAAAAAGGAUUUUGAUUGCGACGAUAUUGAGGAUACUCUGAGGACAAUAUUGAAAAAAAAGAAGGUUGAUGAUAUUAUGAAUGAGGCACAUCCAUGGCAAAUAUAUCGAUUAUUUUGGACGUUGCGGGACCAACGAAAGGAAGUUGUUGAGAAGUUUGUCGAAGAAGUGCUGAAAGACUCGCAUGGGCCCAAUUACGGCUUUCUACUAUCAGCAAUACAGAAAGAGUGUAUAGAACCCAGCCUGAAUACCGAAAAUUAUAUUUCCAAAGUUGACCGCUUGUAUAAUGACAACCAAAAGUUCACUAAAUAUAAUGUGCCCAGAAUUAAACCAUACUUGCAACUGCAGGAAGCUCUGCUUGACCUAAGACCUUCUAAAAACGUUUUAGUUGAAGGCAACCUUGGAGCUGGCAAGCAGUGGCUUGUCUUAGACGUUUGCUCGUCGUAUAUUGUGCAACGGAAAAUGGAUUUUAAUAUAUUUUGGCUAGACGUGCGAGCGUGCUGCUCACCUGAAAGUCGUUUGGAAGCUCUUCAAUCAUUUCUUUACAUAAUCGAUCACACCCAACAAAAAAAUUGCAAUCGAAGCGAAGUUCAAUCACGCACAGAUUGGGUGAAAUCUCAAUUGACAGAUAAACUGAAGAGUAAGCCUUACAAGAAUUGUCUUCUUGUUUUACGCAACGUUCAGAACAAAGAAACGUGGGAAGCAUUUAAUCUUGGAUGUAAAAUACUCCUGACCACUCGACACAAAAACGUAGUAAACUUUUUGUCAACUAUUACCACGACCCAUAUCACACUUGAAGAUGUCCUUACACCUCAUGAAAUAGAGUCUCUGUUUUCAAAAUUUUUAUCUGAAAACCAACACAAGUCACUUAAGAAGUUAACGCUGACGCUGACGAAAACAAAUCCUCUUCUACUGACUUCAAUCGCAGAGAGUAUCCGUGAUGGUCAUUGUACCAUUGACAAUUGGGAACAAAAAAGCUCGGAAAAAUUGAAUUCAAUUAUAGAAACCACGUUAAAUGUAUUGAAUCCCAAUGACAAGCAACUAUUUAAAGACCUUUUCAUAUUUCCUGACUGUGCCCAUAUACCUCUUUAUCUACUAGGCGUCGUUUGGUCAGUUAAUGACCCGAUAACCGUCGUCAAUAAAUUAUAUAAGUAUUGCCUAGUUAAAAAACAUGUAGACAAUCAAAAUAGGGUGACAAUAACCCUUCCCAGUAUUUAUAGUGAGUUAAACACACAUAUAAUGAAUGAGGAAGUAUUACACAAAAAAAUUAUUGAAUACUAUAAAAUAUCCCAAGUGUUUGAUGAAUACAAUGGACUAUUAUUACCAAAUCUGGACAGCUAUUUUUAUAAGUACAUUGACCACCACAUCAGCAAGCUCAAGAACAAUAUAGAGCGUGAGACAUUAUUUCGUAAAGUUUUUCUUGACUUUCGUUUCCUCGAUCAAAAAAUUCGAAAUGAUUCUACGCCUUGGGAUGCUCGGGGAUCUGUUUUACAUACUUUGCAGGCUCUAAAACUCUACACAACCCAUAUAAUUGAUAGGAAAUCAUCUGAUUAUAAUGCUAAUAAUAAUGGUGUUGAUUAUUGCUGGCUCGUAAAUGCCCUCUUGGAUUUUUUGCUUAAUGCUGAAGAGAAGCUAAUAAGAUCUGAAUUUUCUUGCCUGUUACAAAUUGCAUUAAUGACUGAAGACGGCGUAAUCUAUGAUGAGGCUUAUCGCCAAGUACAACGCUUUCCUUCUUACGUAUGGUUUACUGAACGUGGACGGUUCAACCAGCAUCGGCAAAUCAUUAAUUUGGGCAAGGAUCAGGUGCGCCAUGCAAUCUAUUUGGACGAUGACUACUGCCUGAUGGCAUUAAGCAAUCAACAAUUGUUACUUACAGACGUAUCAUUGGAAGGGGAUAUGACAUAUUUGCUUAGUGAUGACAAGGAGUUGUGUGAUAUAGUCGAGAUGCAUGUAUUCAAUAAGCACAAACAUCUCUUAACGCUGUACAGCAACGGAAGGUUAAAACUUUGGUCACUGCAGCAGCUUCUUCGUCGACGCAGCAGCAAAGGAUCUUAUUCAACUUUACGACCACGUCUUGGACAAGCGCCAAAACACUCACAAUUUUGCAAUGUCCAGUUUGUAAAUAACGACGUUCAACGUUUGACUAAUACUCAUGAGGAUAAAAAAAUAUGUUCCUUUUUUCUUGAGGAGAAGGAUGAUGAAGAAGAAAAUAUCUUCAUACAACUACAUGUCGCUUUUAACAACGGAGAUAUUUGUAUAUGUGACUGGGAAAAUAAGGAAAAAAAAUUCAAACAAUCGCAUACACCAAUUUUAAAGACGCAACAGCGACAGUUGCGAUGUUUUUCAAAAAUUUUGGAUCGAUUUUAUGUGCUGUGCACAGUUGAAUGUACAUUAACUGUUUGGGACCUACGCCGCGGCUCAAAAGAAACAGAAUGUAUAUUCCCAAAUGAAGAAGCUCUUACAAUGGAAACUUAUAUAGAUAAAGUCGGUGAUUAUACAAUGCUGUUGCUAAUAUUUAAAUCUAGCGUUUGGCAACUUCUAUUCAAGCACGCUGAUAACAAUAGUAUUAUUCCUCUUAAUCAAAAACAGCUGCAGUUCUCUGAUGUGGGAGCUAUAUCUAUAGUAUGUGGCAAACUAUCAAAAGACGGUCGAUAUUUAGUUCUUGGAACUAUGCAGGGACUAAUUGUUUAUGACUUAAGUGUUUUCAAUUCUGUUUUGCGAAGCAACAUCAGCGAGCAUAUUAUAUGUUUGGAUAUCUAUGAUUUGAAUAGUCCUAGCCUAAAAUACAUUGUUUUAUGUGGCGCAGCUGGAAAAAGUGUUUUAUAUUUGCACACCUUACGAAAUAUUUCAGGCAAUGAAAAGCAUGAGCUAACAUGGGUCCACAAUUCUAAAAGAGAAUAUGGUCAUUUAAAUGACGUAAAUUUGGAAUUACAAUCCCAUUUUGAACCUAAUGUAUACCUUCGCCCGCUUUUAAUAAAAUCAAACAAUGAUGAACUAUUUACAGUUGACUCCAAGUCACGUAUUUACAAAAUACAUACAGGCGACGGACAAAAACAAAAUGAAUCCUACUGGUCAACGAUCGCAACUCCACAGAUGGGUCAGAGUAGUCAUAUAACUGCUUUAUGCGUUUGCAAAGAUAAUAAUAUUUUUGCUGGUUACAGUAAUGGAGUUAUCUUUAACAUUAGCAAAAACGAAAAGCUACCGCAGGAGUAUUUGUCUGAUCAAAUAGAUUAUUUAAAGAUGAUUAAUUCGACAAUUUUAAUUGCAUCAUCGAAGACUAAACGUUCUACUUUUAUUUUAAAUUUAUCAAAAUUAAACAUGAAUACAACGGGAUCAUCAAUUUGGCCAAUAGAGCUUGCAAUAUAUACAAUGUAUGCUCGACUUUUUAAGGACCAAUUUCUGUUUAUUUUUUCAGAGAAUGGUGUUAUUUACAUAGAUUUGUUAAACCCAAGGAAACAACAAGUGUUUGACAGGCCCACUGACCGAGUGGUUGGAUUUGAUAUAAAGGAAAACCAACUUUUUUUAGCUUUUAGGAAUAGCACAGUUAAGGUUUAUGAAAUGGAUAGUAAAGGCGGUAAAUUAAACUAUAAAUCUGUCUCCGAAAACAACAUAAAAAGUAAAGAUGUAAUUAAUAACUUAAUAGUCACCUAUGACGGUGAAUUAGUUGCCAUUGGAUUUGAAAAUGGACACAUUAAGAUUUAUAUAUAUAAGAAGCAUCGCUUAACAUUUAUUUACACUAUAUCUCAGGGACAUGAGCCGUGUCACUCAAUUAAACUGCGUUUUUCACCUUGCAAGCAAAUUCUUGUUAGUUGCGCGGAACAACUGUGUUUUUGGGACGUAAACUAUAUUCUUAAUAAUCGAGUGACUCCCAAAUGCGGCAGCAGGCGGUACAACCGGGAGCUUGAGGAUACAAGAGGUCGCGAGGAAGUUGAUGCAUCCCCCUGGUCGGACAUCUCAAAGGAUCUCGAAGAACCGACGCCCGUGUCAAUACCAUUAUAUAAGCAUCUGGAAGAUAAGAAAAACAGAGCUUAUCUUUGGCGGGGGAAACGGGGAAACGCAAAGUUACCGGCAUUGCUGACAGCUGUAACAUUUGUAGGAAACAAAGGUUUGCAUUUCUAUACGAAUGUUGACUUUACGCAAUUUUAUGCGUUAGAUAACGAGGGAAUAUUUUAUCACCUUAAGGUAUUGGAGUUUUUAGGUGAAUAUAAACCGAAGCCGUCGAGUACAGAAUUAUUACGUAAAGUUGGUCUUGAGUAUAGUAGUAAUCAGGCUGUAAUAAGUCGGACUCAUGUCGCUUUUAUGGAUAAACAAGGUAAUGAUGGUAUUGAUGUCGUCGGUAAUUCCAAUUCGAAUUCAUAUUUUAUAUCUGCAUGCAAUUCACAAGCUAAACCUCCAUCUAACAUGAUUUGACGCCAAUUGUGCGCCACAUUUUGGCGCACAGAAAACAUAUAUCGAUAUUCCCGGUUAACAAUAAUUGGAUUAUCUUUAUAUUAUUUGGUAAUGUUGGUUUUUUAUUAUAUGUCCUUACAUAAAAAUACUUGAAUGU